Messenger RNA from Dermochelys coriacea (leatherback sea turtle), 2945 nucleotides. RefSeq lists its product as uncharacterized. The transcript has 4 exons. The coding region runs from base 465 to 1715 and encodes 416 amino acids. The record is from RefSeq and is a predicted model, not a curated record. NCBI's taxonomy places the organism in Eukaryota, Metazoa, Chordata, Testudines, Dermochelyidae.
CGGCUCAGUCAGCAGUGCUGACCGGAGCUGCCAGAAUCCCUUUUCAACCAGGCACUCCGGUUGAAAACUGGAUGCCUGGCAACCCUAGGAUUAAAACAUCAAAGAUACAUGAAAGUGUUUAAGACCACCUAAAUGACAGUAAAUUACACAAUAGGAAAAUUGGUAAAAUUAAAGGGAAGAUUCCAUGUUUCUGAAAAUUAAUUUUAUAACAUUGAUUAUACAAUUUAGUAUAUAUAAUAAAAAUGGAGACUGGAUUCAAAAUCUACAACUGCUGAGUGAUUGUAUGUUCUAAUUAACAAAGGAUAGAAAAUGUUUAAGCAUCAAAAGAAAGUAUUUGGAAAGAGUGUCAAGUAAGAUUUCUUACGAAUAGCCUUCUAAAGUAUGCAACUUUCCCUUCCCUCUCAGGUCGCAAGAUUGCAUACCAGGUCAGAUUAACACAGAUUGACAGCUUUAAAACUGAUUCAAUGAAGUCAAGAAGAUCUAAACCUGAUAUUAUCAUAAUUCCAAAGGAAUCAGAGGAGGAAUUACUGACAUCACAUAUGCACCAGAGCAAUGAAGAAGUUAAUGAAAUGAUGUCAAAGAUUCUGAGAGAUUUGGAACCAACAGAAGUAAUACCUAGGAAACAGUUACCUUUGAAGAAUCUUCAGGAGAUCAUUGCUCAGAAAAAGCAAAAUAUUUAUGUAGAUGGUGAUGUUUCACAGAAGAUUAGGUGGGCUUCUGAAAAAAGGAGAAUAAUACUUUUGGAAAAAAGGAGAAAAAGAUUUAUUUUCGCAAAAUCAAUACUAAGGGCCACAAGAAAUGACAGCUGGAUUUCCAGAAAAUACAAUAAAACACAAAUAUGUAUGAUAAAAAACAAACAGACCAGUAAAGGCAAAAUGCAGGAACAAGUUAGGAAUAUAAAGUUUAGAAAUCAGAAACAAACUCCUAAAUGUGUCAGCAGAUUAUAUCCCAGUGCUGGAAAAGCCAAAAAACAACAAAAAUUAAAAUAUACUAAAAAUAUUAAGAACAGAAAAGCUAACUGGAGAAAAAAGAACUCAAUAAGUAAUGGCAAGAAGGAGCAAACGUUAGUACUGAAGGAAAGAAGAAAAAGAGAAAUACACAUACAGAAAAGAGUAAAGGAUUUUAAAAAUCCAGUAGUUCACGAUAACUCAUACAAUUAUUUGUCAGUUUAUGUUACAUCAGUUACUGUUCAGAGUAAAUUAUCAAAAAGACUAAGGAGAAACCUAAUUGGUUUUAGAAGAAAUACAAGAGAAACAUCUUUGAAUAAUUUCUUGCAGAAAUUUGGUGAUUUUCUUAAAUACUUUGCAAGACACAGAACAGUUGGUAAUGAAAAAGUUACAGGAAUUGAUAUUAGUCUUAAAAUAAAAAAAUCCCCAAAUAAGUCUCAUGUUUCCAUAGGAACACAAAAACCAAACAUGAAAAUUCUAAUAUUAUCAAAAAGUACUGCUCAGCCUCCAGGAAUACUGUCCUUCCCAAAACAUAUGGGAAGAGCUGAAAAGAAAAGAAAGAUGUCACACAUGAACUCUUGGAAAACUCCUCAUUCUGUUUCUUUUAAAAAAAUAAAGCAUAAUUCUGAGCAUAAAUUCAGACUCAAUACAUUUAAAGCAAAUGAACAGAAUAGUGUUUUAAAAACCAAAGGGAAUAAAGAAACAGUAAAGCAGAUAAAGAAAAUAGAAAAGGGAAUGGCAGAAAGACCUAGAGGCACAAAAUUAUAACUUUUAUUCGAAGGUUUAAAAGAUAAACAGAUGAAAAAAAUCAGUUUCUAAAAUUCACCAGAAAAUAGUAAAUGUAGGAUUGAUUACUAGAAAAUCCCCAAUUCCCUGCAAAUUUGGAAGUACCAUAAUGAUGUCAACUCAUUUUAAGAGACAAAGACAAGUAAUUGGCAGAGAAAAGAAGCAAACACUGCUAGCCUAGUUACUCAUUUGAAGCUGUCAGAAACAGUAAAACACAUACCAAACAAUCCUAACAGCAGAUCAAAACAAAUGCAACUUGGCCACAUGCAUGAACUGCUAAGAGAACUAAAAGAUACUCAUUAGGAUUUUACUACAGCAGAUGCUGAAGCAGGCACAGGAAAAUGUUAAACAUUUGACCAAAACUUCUGCCAAAAUCCCCUCAGAAACUCCUUAACAUGCCUCAAUUUAAAAAAUUCAGGAAUAAAAAAAAUUCCUGUGAAACACUGACUAAAAUAUAAAAGUGUUGAGGUGAAAGAAAUUCUCAUAUUGCAAAUUGGGAGGAAAAAAGCAUAGUUAAGCUUUAUAAAAAUAUCUUCAUCUCAGUUUCAGUCUCUAGGAGAGAAGGAAAAGAAACUUUGAAAAAGACGUGGAUUUGAACUUUUUCUUUUUCUAGAAAAAAUCAUUAGUUUGUUUAAUAAAAAUUCUUCAGCUAAUGUUAUUCAGCCAAAAUGAAUUCAAGUAUUUUACCACCAAAAUAAAAUAUUAGAAGUUUGUUAGUAUUUAAUGGUACUUUAUUGAAAUAUGGCUUUGUUUAGCUAGACUUUUAAAUUCAUUUUCAAAUAUAUUGAUUCUCUAUAUUCAUUCAGAUGAGUUUGUUAUAUCAAGCAUGUACAGUAACUGAAGUUACUUUGGAUAAACAGUAAGCAAGUCCAUUAAAUAACGUUGCAUAAGUGCAGACUCUAAAAGGGUUGAUUGCCCUUUGGUCUCUAUUCCAAUAUUUUCACUGGCAUAUCCUUGACUUUCCUUUUGUCUUUGUAACUUCUACACAGGUCAGUGGGCCAAAUUCUGGCACUGCAAAAUAGCCAGCCUCCAGAAAACCCACAGCCAGCAAUAGGAGCACAGGGUAUAAGUUGGCUGUACUUACUCUGGUCUCUUACAGUCACAAUCAGAAAAAAGAAAAGGAGUACUUGUGGCACCUUAGAGACUAACAAAUAAGCUUUCGUGAGCUACAGCUCACUUCAUCGGAUGCAUUUGGUGGAAAAAACAGAGGGG